Molecule: messenger RNA, 7777 nt
Organism: Acanthaster planci (crown-of-thorns starfish)
Lineage: Eukaryota; Metazoa; Echinodermata; Asteroidea; Valvatida; Acanthasteridae
Biological process (GO): cell-matrix adhesion
Molecular function (GO): protein binding; calcium ion binding
Source: RefSeq, a predicted model, not a curated record
CUUUGUCAAGCCUUAUUCACGUCUGGGUUAGAUGACUGGACUUUGGAAGGCAUUUUAUAGUGAUUUCCAACAUUGAUAUUGCACAUCACUGGCCUGACUCCCGACGGCUGUGCGUACGUCACAUCAGUUGUCCUAGAAAUUGGCAAUCGACAGUCACUGCGUGAAUUGAAACUAGUGGACGUUGCCACGAUCUGUUAUUCCAACCUCUACUUUCAAAUGUGCACCCUUUAGAGAAGCUGGCAAAAUGCAUCGGCGAGUAGGCCUAUUCUCCCAACUACUGUUCCUGGCCUUGAUGUGGGCUUAUACCAUUAGAACUGCACAGUCACAAACCACAGCAGAAUUUACAGCGAAUACAAACGCAUUUAUCACCCAGUUUGUCACGUCUGAAUCUCUGACAAAUGAUGGCACAUCAGUAUACGAAACUACUGCUGUAGGAGGCACAGCUGUUCCAACCGGCCAAUCUAUGAUAACCACAACGACAUCAGAGGCAUUCCUACAAACUGAAGGUACUUCCCAACAAAAUAACCAUGUUUUUCUCCGUUCCCCUAUUUGGCCUUUGGAACUGAAAACAAUUAGGUUACACCCCUCCACGUGUGCAUUAUUUUCUUCUGUUCCAGAAGCUACUACAGACGAUACGAUCGGUAAAAUUACGACGUCCAUGUCUUUUACAGAGGGAAUCACACACACCAAAGAAACUACUAAAGGGUUCACAGAUAGUUCAUCCACCAAACCCAUGAUAGCCACAGCUGUGACAGAGAUUUUCACUAACAUUCCAGGUGUUAAAUCCACUGAAAAUGGCCCCAUGCCUACAGUCUCACCCACGAGUUCUUAUGGGGAAAACCAGACAGAAGAUUCAAAAUCCACUGAACAAAGUGGCUUCGCGCCCAGUACGAUGUCAUCUACAAGUUCUAACGGAGCAAACCCGACAGAAGCUGAAAGCACGUGCCGUCCUGGAGAUUUCGAUUGCGGAGAAUCGGUGUGCAUUAGCGGUUUAUGGCAGUGUGAUGGUUUCCCGGACUGUGAUGAUAGAAGUGAUGAAGAGGGUUGUGUUGGCUGCCGCAAUUUCUGUUUCAAAGACGGGCCCCGUGGAGGAUGCUGGUGUGACGGGGCGUGCGAGGUCUACGGAGAUUGCUGUGCAGACUACUAUGAAUACUGCACAAUUCCAGAUUAUCCAACCGAAUCACCAGAUGUUGACGAAUGCGACCCCCGGGAACCACUACAUGACUGUGAUGAGAAUGCAUUUUGCAUUGACACCAUUAAGGGCUUUAACUGCACCUGUAAGGAGGGAUACGAAGGAGAUGGAAAAUCGUGCGCUGAUGUUGCAUCACCAAACAUAUCGUGCCCAAAUGACGUGACGGUUUACACAAACUGCCACAAGAGCUACUCAACCGUCUCGCUUCCCGAUGUCAAGUCCGCAUAUGAUAACUCUGGAACAUAUAGCGUCAGUGUUGACAUCAAAGACUCUUCGUAUCAGGUAGGCGACAACGUCACUUUCGAUCUAGCGUCGUCCCCACAUCAGGUGCGCUACACAGCGACAGACGAGUCAUCGAACAAUGCAACGUGUGAUGUACUCGUCUCCGUUUCCUCCGUGAACGACGGAGAAAAGUGUUCAGCCACAGGCAGCCCACCCAAUUGCAUUUGUUCCUCAAAUCAGCAAGGAUACUGCACAUGCUCCUCCGGAUACUGCGGACAUGACUGCUCUCAGGGCGAUGUUGGAACUCAGUGCACCAGGCCUGGUGAACCUUUUCAGAACUGCAAAGGCAUUGAUGAAUGCUCUCCAGGUUACACUGGGCCACAGUGUAAGGAAGUAAGUGCCGGGACGAACUGUCCGGAAGUAGCAAACCGGUGUCUGUAUCGUGGCGUGACAUCUGUGAAAGUCACGUGGACUCAAGUCAAGGCUGUUAAGCCAUCCGGCGACCCAAUCUCUCCUGCCGACAUCACUUGCAAGGAUAUCGAUGGGGCUAGUGUUGACCUGACGGGAGGCGAUUUCGGGUUAGGGAAGCACGAAGUUGUCUGUUCGUCUGAUACUGAAAACGGUGUCGUCCCACAAUGCUUGAUUUCCUUCAGUGUCUCGGCAUUUCCGUCCUUGGGAGUUCCACACUUAGGCGAACAGUGCACCGACAGUGGAGAGACAACUUCCACCGUGGCUUGGAACGUUCAGCCGACCACGCCCGGCGAUGACCUAAUCAUUACCUGUACAGGAGAUGGCACGAACAUCGGGCCAUCAGGAGGUGUCUUCGGAGUAGGUUCUCACGUAGUAACUUGUACAGCAACUAACUCAGGUGGCUGUGCUAGAUCGAAGGCAUUCGGAUUCAAUGUAGUAGCUGGCAAUCUCCUUCCAUUUGGGGUCGAGGUUGGCGAUUCCCUACUAUCUAACGCAAAGCAAGAGAAUCAGCAGUCCAAGAAGGAUUUGAUAUCACCAACCAUUUUCCCGCCAAAUUUCUUUCCCUACUGCAAGGAGCUGUACGAGAAAAUCUAUUUCACCGAUAAUGGUGCAAUUGUUCUGUCAAAUGACAAAUCCGUCAGUAAAUGGGCAUAUCCCGGUGCGAAAAGUUUGAAGUUCCCAGACGGAAUUAAAAUGAUUGCCCCGUUCUGGGCAGAUGUCAACGCUGAUGCAUUUUCGGCAAAGAAAAAUGUCUUCUGGCAGGUGUAUGAUCAGUACGAUGCAAACACCGAUCAGGACAUGCUGGAUACUAUCAAGGCAAUUGUAUUACCGGACGCUGGGAGCGACGAAGGGCUCGCGUACUGGGCGCUGGUUAUCACGUGGAGUAAUGUUCAGCCAGAUGCAAAGGCAACAGGUACCAACACCUUCCAGGUCGUGCUACUGACAGACUCUAUCCACAGCUAUGGGAUGUUUAAUUACGAUCCUUGCAAGAUGAACUGGGACACUGCCUUCCUGCCCAAUAAAAAUGUCAUAUUGGGCUACACGUGUGGAGUGUCUGACCAGAGCGUGCAUGUGGAUGUACCCGAACAUUUGCUUUUCCGUCCGGGCGGCAUCGUUGGGAAUUCUGGUCAGAGAGGCCGCUGGGUGUUCCAGCUGGACAGCCACUCUAAGGAGUUUGUCAACCCUCGAUUAUCCUGCCACAACUGGUACAGUCGCCAGGCGCCCUACCCAAUCUUCGAUGUGUACUACCCGCCGUUUGCUGACACGUGCCCCUGCAGUCUGAGAAUGGCUUGGUUCGAUUGGAGAUUCAGGAGCACUUGGUGGCAUCGCUAUUACAUUCCUCGUGGAGACGUCUGGGACUACUUUCAAGACAGCUCUGUUGUGUGCUAUGUGCGAUUUUACCAAGCCCCUGGAACCCCCGGCCCACAAUGUUGCUACAAGAGAUCAACUGGUGAUCUUCUUUACGACGUGAGGAAUCCACAAGUUGCUACAGUCUUUGAGAGAUUUCCGUUCAGUUGGAUAUUUUACACUCCUGAUGUUUUUCAACAGUGGUACGAGGAAGACGUGCUUUCACGCUACCACUGUUGCGAAAAGUCUACUCUCUGUCACCUUUAUACUGAAUGGCGUCCUCUAAUGACUUGUUCGCACUAUCUACCAGCUUUUUGGGGUUGGUUCUGGGGAGAUCCACACGUGCGUACUCUUGACGGUCUGGACUAUACUUUCAAUGGCCUGGGUGAAUACACAAUGGUCCUCAUCGAAGACCUGGAAAGAGGCAAGCAAAUCUUUGAAUUGCAAGGCCGAACGCAGAGAGUGUACGACCCCAAAACUGAGGAGCUGACUGAGGCGACCUCGUACAGUGGUUUUUCAGCCUUGGACUUUGCUGGUGGUGCAAAGGUUGAAAUAAAGUUAAACGACGAAGCUACUGAUUUAAUAACAACUGUGAAUGGAUCGGUGGUUGAACCAACAACUGAUGGACUGGUGUUUGAUGGCUUAACUGUGAGGAGGGAACAGGAUCCGCCUAAAGUGGUUGCAAUAUUCUCUAUCGAUGUUCAAUUUGCGGUCGGGGUGAACAACAGUUUUGUAGAUAUCACCGUCCAACUGAGUCAAAAGUAUAACGGCAGUACCAAGGGUUUACUAGGCGUUUGGGAUGGAAACAGAACCAACGAUAUUCUGAGACGCAACGGUACAUUCCAGGAACCAAGCGGUACUGAUGGGAAGAUGCUCGAAAAGGAUUACUUUGAUUUUGGAGAAACCUGGCGUGUUUCUAAAGAGGACUCGCACUUUUAUUACAUCCCCCCCGAGGAGAGCUGGGACAAAAUAAACGACCUGUCUUUCCGACCCAAGUUCUUGGAGGAUCUACUCGACAGCAUCGACGACGAGCAACGCCAAAAGUUAGAAGAGGUCUGUGGAGACAGCAGGCAGUGCCUCUAUGACUCGUUAGUAAUGAAUGAUACAACCAUUGGACAGACCACCAAGGAGCUCAACGAAAGAAACAACGAAGACCUGGAGUCCGCAACCAAUUAUCCGCCAAAAUUCACGCUUGUUGAAACUGUUCGAGCCACCGUGGAAGAGAAAUUGACUCUCCAGUUAGAUGCUACGGAUCCAGAUGGGGACGAUGUUGCGUUCCAACUAAUGGAGAGUAUACAAGGUGCAACGAUUGGCGAGGAAGAUGGCCUUUUUAUCUGGAUACCUGUUGACACAUCGAAGGUUAGAGUCGGGUUUUUAGCCACGGAUGGCAGAUCGAAUUCUACUCUUGAGCCGAUAGUGAAUCUCUGCAACUGCCAAAAUGGCGGCACCUGCCUCUCGGAUCAGUUUGUAGACGGCACUAAUCUCAUCCAAGACCGCUUCGGGGUAUUGCUGUGCCAGUGUAAGCCUGGGUGGACCGGUGAGUUCUGUGAAGUUAACUACGACGCAUGCGCAGGCAGCCCAUGUUACCUGGGCGUGGAAUGUACAGAUGAAGCGCCGCCGUCUAUGAAUAGCACGUGCGGACCUUGUCCUGGGGGAUUGGAGGGCGAUGGAAAAACAUGCACAGAUAUUGAUGAGUGCAAGAUGUACAAAGAUGAUCCUCGGCUUAGAUGUGACCACAACUGUGAGAAUUUUCCACAGAGCUUCAAGUGUAGCUGUGAAACGGGGUACUACCUGGAUGACGAUGGGAAGACUUGCUUAGAAAUGAAAGAUUCUGACUGUUUCAAUGGCGCGGAAUUCGACCAAAAUACCCACGAAUGUGUUUGUCCGGAGGAAUUUUCGGGACUAACAUGUGCAGAGAAGAAUCCUUGUUGGUUAAACAGCAGUCUGUGUUCGGAGACAGGGACGUACUGUGUACCAGAUACGAAAGAAGAGGGCUUCUCAUGUGUCUGUCGUGCCUUCGAGGGAUACGUCGAAAUCGGCGAUGGCUCUUGCGAACAAAUCCCUUCGUUUGGAGUAGAGAUCAAAACCAAUUUGGAUUUCAAGGCUGCCUAUAAGAACCCAACAACCAGCGCUUUCAAAGACACUGCUGCAAUGCUUGAACGGGCGAUUAUGAAUAGGCUUGAGACAGACAAAGCCACAUGGAACGCCCUUGCAGUGCAAGUAACAAUGAUGGAAAGGGGCAGCGUGGUUGUAACUUUUGUGGUAUCCUUCCCUGAAAACGAGGUGCCCACCAAGGUUGAGCUGGAGGAAGUUCUGUCAAGUAGUCAAACCCUGUUUGACGGCAAUACAACAGUUGGCAUUGAUCCAGACUCUAUUCGCACCGAAGAGGUACAAACAACUUGCCCUGUUCACCACUGCCUUAAUGGUGGGACUUGCGAAAGGCCAAAUCUCUCUCCUUGGUUUUCUUGCAGGUGUGUGUCUGGAUAUACUGGGGAGCAAUGCGAGAUUCAGCCGGUACCCAAUCAAGGUGGCCUCUCGACUGUCGCCUUAGUCCUGAUCAUAUUAGGCUCCCUUUGCCUCGUCCUUGUGGUAGUUGUGAUUCUCGUCGUGUUGGUGGUCAGGAAGAAGAGCAAAGUAGACCCUUCCCUUGGUAGCAGUCGGAGGCCAUCAGAGGACGAUGACAAUCACACACUGGUUCCUGUCGAAGAAGGGGAAAACAUGAGGCUUACCGAGAACACAAAUCCAGCACCAGUGACAAAGAUGGAUAUGCCGAGCACGGAGACGGAGAUUUAAUAUGCACGAGUCUAGACUAGAAUGAAAGGCAUCUAUAUCGUCAAAGAACCUUCCAAAAUGAGAGCAGUUCCAUGUAAAACUUUUAACAGUUAUUCCAAAUUUCAAUUUUAGAAAGAAAUGUAUUAAUGUGUACGCACGCUUUGUUUGAGUGAAGCACUGCAGCUCAUUAGGAAAUCUUUGCAUUGAUUCUUGAAAGAGAUAGUAACUGAGAUGGGAAUUUUCAAUCACUAAAAUCUGUAGAGUAUCGCCAAGCAUAUUUUAUGGAUUACGAAGCGAUGAUCAUCGUUAUGACUGUGUAGCAGAGUUGUAUUUGCUUAGGAUGUAUUCAUACUUUCAUUACGAGAGUUUUUAAGCUACAUUUCCAAUGUAUUCGGUUAUGAAAUAGCUACAAAUGCAAUAUAUUUUGAACUUCUCUGUUUUUAAAGCUCAAAACACAUAAUUUUUCGGUGCAAAGUUAGGUACUAAACUAAACUUACUCUAGCCUUACAUACAAACUUAAGGUUACUUUAUUUGUAAAAUUAUUUUCAUUCUGAAAGCGACCGACCGCGAAACAUCACAUUGGAAAACAUCUAGUAUAUUUCUGUAAUUUUGGGGACCUCAAACGGGCAGUAUUUUCCUACAGAAGUUUCUAUCUAGGAGAUUCACCUAUUUUACCUUGGAUACGAAUUUUUCAGGUAAAUCAAUAGAAAUUCUGACUGUAUAUUUUUGUCAUAAUAUGUGAAAAUCUCCCUCAACACACGCAAUUUUUCAAUGUCCUGUCCACUGAAACAGUCAUAAAUUAGCCAACAACUCUCUGACCUUUCUCAGUUCGUUGUGGUUUAAUUUUAAUUAACAUGUAGUCGGUAAUUUCAUGGCCAUAAUUUGGAGGAAAGGGGUCCUAUGUCGGCAAGAUGUAUGCAUGAAAGAACACUCCGCACUGUCAUUGAUUAAAUGCAUUUCACCUAUUAUCACUAUAUUUACUCAGAUUUGGUAUAACUUGAUUCGCUAAGUACCAUUGACCUUUUACACCACCUUCUUUGUUGACAUAUAUUUGUAGUGCUUAUUUUGAAACGCAUGGUGUAGACACAAACACGCGUCUGUUGACUUACUGUGAUUUCCGCUAAAUUUAACAUCGUUGUGUAGCCUUACGUUUUACACCAGCUUAACUGUUUACAUUUUUAUCUUAAGUUUUAACAGUGCUUGUUGAUCUGCUACUUUAACACGCAAACUUUACAAACCCAACUGAAGAACUAAUGACUAUCCACGACCAAACUCACGACUCGUUGUAUCUCCAUUCGGAAAUAUUGCCGCUAUUUUUUCCCAGCAAGCUGGGCGGAAAUAAAGUGUUCAUGCGCAAGCACAAUGACCUACAUUUUGCGGCUUGAUCUCAAGUCGUUAUUCAGCCGGGCAGUUUAGUCAGAAUGCAGGGUCACAAGACUAUAUGUGACCGGAGAUACAACGAAUCACGAAUUUGGUCGUGAAUAUUGACAGCAAAAUUUGCGACCAAAGAGCGUGAAUUUAGUCGAGAAUUUUGGUGUCAAUGUUGACGAUGGGCGAUGUCCCUCAAGGGACACCAUGCGUUUAGAUAAAUCCUGCCUCGACUAAUUUUCACCAAAUUUCAAACUCGACCUAUUCCUUAAACAAGGCCAAUAUGGAAAAACUCAAACUUACUUUGAAGUACAAUAGCGCUUAUAAGGAGUACAUUAUCCAUUACUGUGCACCCUCUGGCCUACACUGGUACAAUAAAUUCAAUUACGACCUGUGGGAAUCGAA